AUGUACCUAACAUAUUCCGUCGCAGAGCUGCAAGCUUCUCGUUGGGAAUGGCGAAAGCUACGUCCUCGCCCUCCACGAAGUGGCGGAGCUGGUCCAUGUCCACGAUUGGGCCACUCAUUCUCGCUUGCGAGCAACCAGAUCUGCUAUCUAUUCGGUGGUCUUGCGAACCAGUCUCCCGAUCCAAAACAAAACAACCCCGUAUACUUGGAUGAUUUAUUCACGCUUGAUAUCCGAGGCCCAGUAGGAUCUCUGCAAUGGGAGCUGCCCGUGACUUAUGGUCCGCAUCCUCCACCGCGCGAGUCCCAUUCUGCAGUAGUACUUGAGUCAACCAGUGGACGUCAGCUGAUAAUCUAUGGUGGAAUGAAUGGAUGUCGCCUGAACGAUCUAUGGAUAUUACAUCUUGAUACCAUGACAUGGGACAACCCUGUGACUGGAGGGGUCACGCCUCUUCCAAGAUCUCUUCAUACCGCAAACCUGAUUGGACAUCGAAUGUAUAUCUAUGGUGGUUGGGUCCCAAUGGUUGAAGACGGGAACGACGCUGAGGUGUGUUGCAAAGACAUGUGGUAUCUGGAGACGGCAGUUCCGGGCACUCCUUCACGUGUUCAGCUUGUCAGAGCAAGCGUUGCUGGACUUGAGGUUUCAUGGGGUUCUCUUCCAACUGCCGAGGCAUACCUACUCCAGCUGCAUAAGUACGAUGCUAGCAUAGCUACGCACAAGAUCAUUGAUGAAGAAGCUUCGAGGCAGCUGGGUUCACUCGGUAAACCUCCAUCAUCACCAGCUCAAAAGAUGUUGAUGCAAAGGGGACCUGCGGCAGGUAGCAUCAUGAAGGUGGUGCGAGGAACCGGACCUGGUCAGCAAAUCUUACGAGUUGUGAGACCAGUUUCGAGCGUUCCGGGUGGUGCAGCUUUGCCAGCCGUUGUGAAACCAGGCCCUGGCGCUAAAGCGAUCUUUUUGUCAAAGGGUGGCGCUCAACAAAAGGUAAUGUACGUGCCAAGUGGGGUUCCGGUUGCUCCCGCAGGCGUGAUGCUUUCAAGGACGGGAGUUCCUAUACCUGCUGGAGUAGAUCAACAAGGCGCUCUACCACUCGCACCUCAUCAGCAGCCCAGCAUAUCUACACAGGGUACGACGUAUACGGCGCCAUCGAAUUCGCGUCAAAACGAUGAAGUGCGUAGGGCUACUCUUCCACAAAACCUUUUCGAUGAACUGCCUACUGAUGAGCAGUCUCCACCAUCGCCACCAAAGCAGAGAGGUGCAGAGAGCGAGAACUCUCAAACAUCCACUUCGGGUACUUCCACCCAGUCUGACACGCCGCACUUAGCCGAGCAUCCAGAAAGGCCAGAGUCACAGGUUCGUGUUUUUUAG
Molecule: messenger RNA, 1362 nt
Organism: Cylicostephanus goldi
Lineage: Eukaryota; Metazoa; Nematoda; Chromadorea; Rhabditida; Strongylidae
Source: the annotation of a GenBank genome assembly